AUGGCGCAACCGCUGCUCAAACAAGGCGCCAGAACUAACCUAGUCAAUGCCGAUGGGCAGACGGCUUUGGUCGCGGCCGCACACCAGGACAACCAUUGGAUGGUUGUGCUUCUGCUGGAAAGGGGCUGCGAUCCGGGGAUACAAGACACAAAUGGCCACACAGCGUUCUGGUACGCUGAGUUUAGAGGCUUCGAGGGAACAUUCCGGCUUCUGUUGGUCAGGGAAGUCGAUAUUGGCACCCGAGGUAGCCAGGGAUUCCAGGCCUUGUUUGCAGUUGCGUGGAUGGGACACGCGAGCAUUGUCAAGGCCCUUCUCGAUGCCAUCUUGGAUGCCCGACGGAAGCAAGCAGAAGCUGCCGACGACGGCUUUGAUGACGAGUCCAAAGACAAUAAAUCCAGUGCGCUCGUUGGCCGGACGCCCUUGUCAGUGGCUGCAGAGCAUGAGCGCCGCGAGACCGUCGAGGUCCUGCUUGCGAAACACGCCGUCAAGCCGGACUCCAAGGACCCAAGGGGGCGAAUACCGCUAUCAUACGCUGCGCAGAAUGGCCACGAGAAGGUCGCGAGGCUUCUCCUUGCCAAGUCCGGCGUCGACCCCGACUCCAAGGACGACCAAGGCAACACGCCACUUAUGGGGGACGAGCAAGUCGUGCGCAUGCUGCUCGCCAGGGGCAAUGUGAGGCCAAACCCGAGCGACGUGGAUGGCCAAACGCCGCUGUCGCUGGCGCUGGCCGGCAGGCAUAGGACAGUUGCUCGACUCAUUCUUGCCCAGGACGGCGUCGAUCUGCACUUUACAGAUGACUGA
Molecule: messenger RNA, 801 nt
Organism: Hirsutella rhossiliensis
Lineage: Eukaryota; Fungi; Ascomycota; Sordariomycetes; Hypocreales; Ophiocordycipitaceae
Product: ankyrin repeats (3 copies) domain-containing protein
Exons: 2
Coding region: 1-801 (266 amino acids)
Molecular function (GO): protein binding
Source: RefSeq, a predicted model, not a curated record